UUUGAGGAGCUUUUUUUUUCACAAAAGCCUUUUUAACAUUUGUGAUGUGAGCCUUUUUCUUUUUCCACUUUACUCUCUCCUUCAAGAUUGCCUUCAACUUAAUGAUUUAUUCACAAAACAACACCAUAUUUCCUCCCUGCCCAAAUAUUUUUCUCACUCUACUUUCUCACACCUCCACAGCUCUCUCUGUCUGUCUCUCUCUCUCUCUUUCUUUCUUUCUUUCUUUCUAUCUGUCUCUCUCUUCUUUCACUAUCUCUCUUUAUAAAUCGAUUAACUCUCUCGUGGCUUGUUUAAAAGCAUCUGAUCUGUAGAGAUUGGGGAAAAUGGAAAACCCCAGAGGAUUAGACCUUGAAGCUGGAUUCGAGGGUUGAAGUGAUUUGGCAAUAUGUAUGUAUUUGGGAUUGCUUUUCUGGAUGAUGGAUGAAGUACUGUAUUAUCUUUAUGCUGAAAUUCAAGUUGUGGGAAGGAGUUUAACUUGAUUUUAAUUAAAGUUCUAGUUACAAUCGGCAGGCUAGUAGGAAAUCGAAUAGCUUGUAAAAAACAUGCCCUAUUUGUUCAAAAGGGUCCAAUUUCCAUCUGAUGAUUUCAGCUAGUACUAAAAAUUUUGUCAAGCCAGCUGUUGAUGGAACUAAAUGUGCUAUCAUGAAGAGCUUUUAGGAUUGAUUGAAGCAAGUGGAUCAAGGGGUUUGUGAUAUAGGGGAUGUAUGUGGAUGAACUUGUUUAUAUUCUACAAAGACCUGGGAUCUAGCUAGGAUAUAUGUGGUGGGUACACUUGGUUGUGAUUAACCACAGAAAUUGCAAAUGUCUGAUUCAAUGACUUGUGAAGACCAGCGAUGUUGUACUGGAAAGAAGUCUGCAAUAAGCAACCAUGUAAAUUAUUGAGGUUGGCACUUAUUAAGAGGCUCUUUGGUGACCUAGAAUAAUCAAUCGUAUCAUAGUGGACUCGGGAUUUCUAGUUGUUUGGAGAAUCACUAAACAAUAUGGAAGCUGAGAUUUCUAACGCUAACCAUAUGCCAGAUGUUCGGCAUCAGUUCCUUCCUGCUGUUUUUCCUAUGCUUCUGAUAUCAAUUGGAUAUGUCGAUCCAGGAAAGUGGGCUGCAGUUGUUGAGGGUGGUGCCCGAUUUGGGUUUGAUCUGGUUGCUCUAAUGCUUGUAUUCAAUUUUGCUGCUGUUUUAUGCCAGUGUUUGGCAGCCCGGAUUGGUGUUGUGACCGGAAGAGAUCUUGCACAGAUUUGCAGUGAUGAGUAUGACAAGUCCACAUGCAUGCUCCUUGGAAUUCAAACAGAGCUUUCCAUGAUUGCUCUGGACCUUACUAUGAUUCUGGGCAUUGCCCAUGGACUUCAUCUCAUGUUUGGGGCAGACUUGUUCAGCUGUGUCUUUUUGACUGCUAUUGAUGCUGUUUUAUUUCCACUUUUUGCCACCCUCCUGGAAAAUGGCAAGGCAAAAUUCUUAUGCAUAUGGAUGGUAGGUUUUGUAUUGCUUUGCUAUGCUCUUGGAGUACUCAUCAGUCUACCAGAAAUUCCACUUUCAAUUAAUGGGAUGCCAACAAAGUUCAGUGGGGAGAGUGCAUUUGCAUUGAUGAGUCUUCUUGGAGCUAAUAUUAUGCCUCAUAAUUUUUAUCUCCAUUCUUCGAUUGUAAAGCGGCAUCAAGGACUACCAAAUGUUUCCAAAGCUGCUUUGUGUCAUAGUCAUAUUUUUGCGAUCUUAUUCGUCUUCAGUGGCAUUUUCUUGCUGAAUUAUGUGCUGAUGAACGCUGCAGCAAAUGUGUUCUAUAGCACAGGCCUUGUUUUGCUUACAUUUCAGGAUGCUAUGUCUCUAAUGGAUCAGGUAUUUAGGAGUCCAAUUGCACCUGUUUUCUUUUUACUGGUUCUAUUUCUAUGUAAUCAAAUCACAGCAUUAACCUGGGAUCUUGGCGGACAAGUAGUCUUGCAUCAUUUAUUGAGAAUGGACAUUCCUGGAUGGCUUCAUCAUGCUACAAUCAGGAUAAUUGCGAUUAUUCCAGCCCUCUACUGUGUGAGGACUUCAGGAGCUGAAGGGGCAUAUCAGUUGCUUUUGUUCAUGCAGGUUAUGGUAGCUAUGUUCCUUCCAUCUUCUGUCAUCCCCCUUGUCCGGGUUGCCUCCUCAAGACCAAUAAUGGGUGUCUACAAAGUUUCUCAGUUUGUGGAGUUCCUCGCCGUAGUUGCAUUAGUUGGGAUGCUUGGCUUAAAGAUCAUAUUUGUUGUAGAGAUGAUAUUUGGAAACAGUGAUUGGGUGGGUAACUUGCGAUGGAACAUUGGGAAUACUACAUCUGGCUCAUAUUUUCUUCUACUCACCACUGCAUGUACAUCACUCUGUUUUAUGCUUUGGCUGGCUGCCACCCCAUUAAAAUCUGCUAGUGCCAGAUCAGAUGCACAGGCAUGGAACUGGGAUUCACCAAAGGCUGUAACUGAGCCAUCCUUUGAGAGAGAGGAAAUCGAUUUUAUGGACUCUAGAUAUCAUGGAGAGGAUCCUGUUCACAAGCAAGAACCAGCACCAGCGUUGGAGAAAUCCUUUGGGAGUCAUUUGGAUAUGCCAGUGGAAAAUUUUGAUCUUGAUUUGCCUGAAACAAUCAUGGAUUCUGAUCACGGGCCUAUAUUGACUACUAUUGAAGAGAAUUGUUCUAAUAUUACAUUUCCCAGCUCCCCAAUAUGUCACUCAGAGAAACCAGAAUCCACAGUAGAGUCAGUAUCACCCACCACUGUGGUUAAUGAAGUCUCUCAUGUUCACUUGCUGGAUACCAGCACCUUGAAGAUUGAAUCAGUGGACCCAGUUGAAAAGACUGUUGGAAUAGAAGGAGACUCACAGAUUGAGAAGGAUGACGAGGAGGGAGAUGCUUGGGAGCCUGAAGAAGCUUCCAAAGAGAUUUCUGGAAGCAGCCCUUCUUUGACAUCUGAGGGUCCAGGAUCAUUUAGGAGUCUCAGUGGGAAAAGUGAUGAAGGUGGGAAUGGUACUGGAAGUCUUUCAAGACUAGCUGGGUUGGGUCGUGCUGCAAGACGUCAGUUAGCUGCAGUUCUUGAUGAGUUUUGGGGACAAUUGUAUGAUUUCCAUGGUCAGGCAACUCCAGAAGCAAAGGCUAAGAAACUGGAUUUGUUGCUGGGGCUAGAUUCAAAACCUGCGAUUUCCUCACUGAAAGUGGACAGUAUCAAGAAGGAAUUUACUGGGUACUUCCCAUCUGUGGGAGGAAGAGGAUCAGAUUCCCUGAUCAGUUCAAGUUUAUAUGAUUCCCCCAGGCAGCAGACAAUGCAAAGCAGUAUGGAUUCUUCUUAUAGGGGGGUUCAAAGGGGGUCUUCUUCAUUUUGGUCCAACAACAUUCAAAUGCUGGAUGCAUAUGUGCAAAAUUCCAGCCGCAAUGUUCUUGAUGCUGGUGAGAGGCGCUACUCUAGUUUGCGUCUUCCACCCUCUUCUGAUGGCUUGGAUUAUCAGCCAGCCACUGUACAUGGAUAUCAGAUUGCCUCUUAUCUCAGUCGUAUUGCUAAGGAUAAAAGUUCGGAUUAUAUGAAUCCCCCAAUUGAGUCAACACCCCCAAAAUCCCCUUCUUUGGGCCCUGCAAACUAUAGAGAUCCACUUUCUUUUGCUUUGGGGCAAAAGCUGCAAAAUGGGUUAGGCUCUGUACAAGCAUCUGGUUUUCAGAACCGUGCAGUAUCGAGAAACAGUGCUUUGCAAUCUGAAAGAGCAUAUUAUGAAAUGUGCUCCUCAGGACCUGCCGAGACUGGGGGGAUUCCAGCCAAUACAAAGAAGUACCAUAGUUUGCCUGAUAUUUCAGGAAUCUCAGUUCCUCUUCGGAAUUUAUAUUUGUCUGAUAGGAGUGCUCAAUGGGACAAUACUGUUGGUUUUGGGCAAUCUAUUGGUCGAACAACCUAUGAUCGCACAUCUAUUGAUCAUUCAACCUAUGAACAAUCCCUGUACUCAAAUACUGGUUCGACAACCCGGGGUCCUCUGGCAUUUGAUGAACUCUCUCCAUCAAAAGCAUAUAGAGAUCCUUUUUCCUUGCCAUUGAGUACAAGUUCAGACACUGGAUCCCUCUGGUCUAGACAGCCUUUUGAGCAGUUUGGUGUGGCUGAUAAAACUCGUAGUGUUGUGGGUGAAGGAGUUGGAAGUAGGCCAAAUUCAAUUACUCGAGAUGCUUCUUCUCUUCUGGAUUUGGAGGCCAAGCUUCUUCAAUCUUUCCGACAUUGUAUUGUGAGGCUCAUCAAACUGGAAGGAUCUGAUUGGUUGUUUAGACCGAAUGAAGGUGCAGAUGAGGAUCUUAUUUAUCGUGUUGCUGCGAGGGAGAAAUUUCUUUAUGAGGCUGAAACCAGAGAUAUUAGCUGGGGGGUUAAUGGGGAGGCUCAGUACUCUUCUUCUGAUAGGAAAUCUGGUUCUGCACAACUGCUUGUUUCCUCGGUUCCUCAUUGUGGAGAGGGCUGUGUAUGGAGAGUGGAUUUGGUAAUAAGCUUUGGGGUGUGGUGCAUUCAUCGAAUUCUUGAUCUGUCCUUUAUGGAAAGCCGACCAGAGCUAUGGGGAAAAUAUACUUAUGUACUCAACCGUCUUCAGGGAAUAAUCGACCUGGCCUUCUCAAAGCCUCGUUCUCCAAUGCUCCCAUGCUUCUGCCUUCAAAUUCCAGCAUCACACCAGCAAAGGUCAAGCCCACCAGUCUCAAAUGGGAUUUUGCCCCCUGCGGUAAAAUCAGUCAAGGGGAAAUGCACGAGUGCAGCUAUGCUAUUAGAGAUAAUCAAGGAUGUGGAGAUUGCUAUAUCUUGCCGAAAGGGUAGAACAGGGACUGCAGCUGGCGAUGUGGCUUUCCCCAAAGGAAAAGAGAAUCUGGCAUCUGUUCUCAAGCGCUACAAGCGUCGUUUAUCCAACAAACCUGUUGGAACCCACGAUAAUAUGGGGUCUGGGUUGCGAAAACUUCCGACUUCAUCGUCUUAUGGCUCAUAGUUUUGUCUACAGUUAACUCAACUGGGUCAAUGAUUUUUGAGCUGUUUGAUUUUGGAAAGCAGUUCAUACACUAGAUCAGGGUGCCCGGUUUCCCUCUUUCCUUUUUUUCUCCUCUCCCCCUUGUCUCCCUCUCUCUCUCUCAUGUGUAUUAAAAGUCUUUGCUGCAAAUGUUAUUUCCAUGUAUGAUAUAUAUACAUAGGAUAAAAAGAAUGACUGGAUUUGUAAUUGCAGCAGAAUGGAAAAAGGAAAAAUUUGGGUAGAAGAAAGGUGGAAAAAUGUGAUUGCAAUUUUGGUUUUGGUUCCU
Molecule: messenger RNA, 5238 nt
Organism: Vitis riparia (riverbank grape)
Lineage: Eukaryota; Viridiplantae; Streptophyta; Magnoliopsida; Vitales; Vitaceae
Product: ethylene-insensitive protein 2
Biological process (GO): metal ion transport; ethylene-activated signaling pathway
Cellular component (GO): membrane
Molecular function (GO): cadmium ion transmembrane transporter activity; manganese ion transmembrane transporter activity
Source: RefSeq, a predicted model, not a curated record